This is a messenger RNA of Opisthocomus hoazin, 306 nucleotides long. RefSeq names its product protein S100-A4. Lineage: Eukaryota; Metazoa; Chordata; Aves; Opisthocomiformes; Opisthocomidae. Gene Ontology annotation, molecular function: calcium-dependent protein binding; transition metal ion binding; calcium ion binding. The record is from RefSeq and is a predicted model, not a curated record.
AUGGCGUGUCCCCUGGAGCAGGCGCUGGCCGUGAUCGUUGCCACCUUCCACAAGUACUCGGGGAAGGAAGGGGACAAGUACAAGCUCAGCAAAGCGGAGCUGAAGGAGCUGCUGAACAAGGAGCUGCCCAUCUUCGGGAGCAAACAAAUGGACGAAGCGGAGUUCAAGAGGCUCACGAACGACCUGGACCACGACAAGGACAGCGAGGUGGACUUUAAGGAGUACAUCUGCUUCCUGGCCUGCAUCACCAUGGCCUUCAAUGAGUUCUUCAAGGACAGCCCCUCCAAGCAGCCCCGCAAGAAGUGA